Messenger RNA from Lingula anatina, 2699 nucleotides. Its product is annotated as proton-coupled zinc antiporter SLC30A5. The record is from RefSeq and is a predicted model, not a curated record. Lineage: Eukaryota; Metazoa; Brachiopoda; Lingulata; Lingulida; Lingulidae. Gene Ontology annotation, biological process: zinc ion import into Golgi lumen; intracellular zinc ion homeostasis. Gene Ontology annotation, cellular component: membrane; cytoplasmic vesicle; Golgi apparatus. Gene Ontology annotation, molecular function: zinc ion transmembrane transporter activity.
UGUAUUUUACAGCAUACUGGUUACCUUGAAAUAAAUUCAAAAGUGCAGAUUACUCUUAAAUAAGAAGAAAUAUGUUUGCCGUGACUAUUUGAGGCAUAACUUUAAUGACAAAAUGGUAGCAAGAUAUGGCUCUGGUAGUAAUGUCUUGGCAACUGGAGCAAUUUAUAAUUCUCCAUCAAGAUUUACCCCAUAUAUUGGACUACUUAUAGUUUUCAAGUUCCUUAGAGCAUUUGGAUUAUUUUUAAGUUAUGAUUUAUUGAAGUUGGUGCACAUUGUGCAGUUUUUAUUUAUUGUUAAAUUUGGGGCUGCUAUUUUCUUGCUGUUUCUGCAGAAGCCUUUUACAUCCGGACCAAGACUUACCAAACGCCAGUGGUUUAGAAUUCUUCGCCAUGCCUUUUUUGGCAGUACAAUUCAGCUCUUCUGGAUAUUUGGGUUAACACUGUGUGGUCCAGUCAGGACAAUCCUCCUGUUUGAACACAGUGACUUGGUGGUGAUAGCAGCAGCCAGUGCAUUGUUCACUGGUCAAGGAGGCAGUCCUGCUAAGAUCAGGGGAGGUGUAUUUAUGCUUCUUGCCAUUUUGGGAAUAUUAUUGUUUGAUCAUGAUGAUGAAGCUGCCCAUCAAUCUAAUUUUCAUCCCGAGGGACAUCAUCACCAUAGCAGUAUAAUCACUCACAUGUUUUACCAUGCAGUCAAUUGGUCUGGGUUAUCAGACCACAAGGGUGGUGUGGUUAUGUUGACAUUAACCAUAUGCCUUAAUGUAGGCUACAAUACGGCAUCAAAGAAGCUGUCAGUUGAUGUAGGGGGAGCUAAGAGACUGCAUGCCUUGUCAACAUUACUUUCAUCAUUGUUACUUUUACCAUGGGCUUCAUUUAUUUAUUUCACAAGAGAGAGUCAGAUCACAGUUUCCUGGAUAUAUGUGCUCUUCCCAUUUAUAUUUGUCACCCUCCUGGUGUUCAUACUGGACUAUUAUGUGGAGGCAGUAUGUGUCAACCGCCUGGAGAUUGCUCGCACUGCCAAGAUAGGAGCCAUUGCCAUAUUCACAAGUGCAAUUUUCCUGGGUUGUUUCUGGAACCAUCCGUUUGUCACCCACAUUACCACCAUGCAGGCUGUGCAGGAAAUAGUGAAAGAAGACCAUGUGCUCUCUGGGGGAGUCAUAUUUAGUUUUGUGUUGUUCAUGUUUAGUUCCCAUGUUCUUACCAACCCCAAUAAGGGGAGUAAAGGCAGUCUAGUAGGUUACUCUGCAGGUGGCCUGCCACUUUAUAACAUGGCAGAAGAGGCUUUCCAAAGGACCUCCCACUCUGUUGCCUUGGUGCUUAAGAAUGGUCUCAAACAAAUCCUGGAAGAGUCUGAUUCUAGAAGAAUAUUUUAUUUCCUUUGUAUGAAUUUGUUUUUCACUUUUGUUGAACUGGUAUAUGGUGUAUGGACAAACAGCUUAGGUCUUAUUUCUGAUGGUUUUCACAUGCUAUUUGACUGCUCAGCUCUAGUCAUGGGUCUGUAUGCAGCAGUAAUGAGCAGGUGGAAGGCUACAAGAGAGUUUUCAUACGGGUAUGAUCGUGUAGAAAUCCUGUCAGGAUACAUCAAUGGCCUCUUCCUAGUGGUCAUUGCUUUCUUUGUCUUCACUGCAGCACUUGGGAGGCUGUUUGAUCCACCUGAUAUCAAUACAGAUAGGCUGUUGGUUGUCUCGGUAGCUGGUCUGGUGGUCAACCUGUUUGGUAUAGUGGCAUUCAGUCACGGUCACUCCCAUGGUGGAGGUGGUGGUUCACAUGGUCACUCUCACAGCAAACCCAAACAACACAAUCACAGUCACCAUGGUCAUGGGCAUGGUCAUCACGGACAUGGUCACAGUCACAACAGUCACAACCACAGCCAUGGGGAACAAGAGUGUAGCACCAAAAAUUCAAAUAUGCAAGGUGUGUUUCUCCAUGUGCUUGCAGACACCAUGGGCAGUGUCGGAGUAAUCAUUUCUACCAUCCUUAUUGAAAACUUUGGGUGGAAUAUAGCUGAUCCAAUCUGCUCCCUUUUCAUUGCCUUUAUGAUAUUCCUCAGUGUUGUUCCACUUUUGAAGGACACUGCUUUUGUACUCCUGUUACGCAGUCCUUUAGAGAUAGAAGAAUCAUUACAAGUUGCGCUUCAAAAGGUGCUGUCUAUAGAUGGUGUUUUGUCCCUGAGAAAGCAGCAAUUCUGGAGCCAUACCUCCUCAGUAAUGUGUGGUUCAAUACACGUUGUGACAUCUCCUGAUGCCAGUGAACAGAAGAUAGUGUCACAGGUCACUGCAAUUUUUAAAGAAUUAGGAGUUCAAAAUCUCACAGUUCAAGUGGAAAAAGAGGCAUAUUUUCAACACAUGUCAGGGCUUAGUUCGAACUUUGAUGUUAUAGUGGAAAUGACGAAAAACAUUAAAGCUUUAAACUUUCAGGAUCCACAUAGUAUCAAGGCAGUAUAACACUGUAUCAGAGGCUUAGAGUUGAUGUCACAAAUACAAGGACUGGGAAAGUUGGUCAAGUAUUUUCACCUGAUGUAAGAGCUAGUGACAUACAGACUAUCACAGACACGCAAGGAUUCUUUCUGACAUCAACUUUGAUCCAUGAUAUUUUCUUUUCUGUGAUAUUAAAAAAGUAGAAGGGGCCAUAGGGAAGACCUGUUUGAACAAUAUUAUUGUAAAGAAAAGGGAUAGAUUUAAUAUAGUUGUUUGCUUAAGUUUA